Messenger RNA from Cottoperca gobio, 4065 nucleotides. It is a transcript of the gene rgma, whose product is annotated as repulsive guidance molecule BMP co-receptor a. The transcript has 4 exons. Gene Ontology annotation, cellular component: plasma membrane. NCBI's taxonomy places the organism in Eukaryota, Metazoa, Chordata, Actinopteri, Perciformes, Bovichtidae. Gene Ontology annotation, biological process: BMP signaling pathway. Gene Ontology annotation, molecular function: coreceptor activity. Bases 462 to 1814 code for a protein of 450 amino acids. The record is from RefSeq and is a predicted model, not a curated record.
UCGAGCCGUACGCAGCAGCAGCAGCAGUUUUGCCCUCAGGGCUUUUUUUCUCCCCGACGUCGACCAUAACUAACAAUUUGGAUUCACCGCGCGGAUGAGGGCAAUUACUGGACUUAAUCUAUCAUAAUGUCUCCUUGCCGAUCGACCGAUAGUCAAAUGAGUUAAGCAAUGGCUGCAUACAUCUGAGUCCACAGCGGGUGCGAGAAGUGGCUGUUUAAAUGAAUCCCAACUAAAAAAGAAGAAAAGCACUUUCAGCGAGAAGCAGAUCGGUGGACAUCAUGCACAGAUUGGCGGAUUUAACACUCAGAAAGCCACUGAGUGCGUUUGAUUUCGGAUUACAGUGACACACAGGACGAGUUUAUUCAUUUUUUUAAAGGGAGAGAAUUUUUUAGGAGUCUGCUUCUUGCUCCUGUUCGCUGUCCUCCGGAUUCCUGCAGGACUCCCAGAGUCGCGGAGAGCCCAUGCAGUCGCCAAGGGAGAGGAGUGAAGUGCGACCCCGAGCUGGAUGGAUGGUUAUGGGGAAAAGAGGAAGACCCUCGGCGCUUGACGUAUGCAGAGUCCUCGCGCUGUUUCUCGUACUCUUCCCAUCCGUGAGUCUGCAGUGCAAGAUCCUCAAGUGUAAUUCCGAAUUUUGGGCCUCCACCUCAAACUCUGGACCGGAAGAGGAGUUUUGCACAGCGCUGCGAGCGUACAACAGCUGUGUACGCCGGACUGCGCGUACCUGCAGGGGGGACUUGGCAUACCACUCUGCCCAGCAUGGCAUAGAAGAUCUAAUGAGCCAACACAACUGCUCAAGGGAGGGUCCGACAUCCCAACCAAAUGCCCGCACCCCACUUCCUCCUCCGCCCCCACCGCUCCUACCUGACAGCCAGGAGCGCUCAGAUGGACCUGAAGUGUGCCACUAUGAGCGCAGUCUUCCACGCAACACAGCGGGGCCCAACUACACCCACUGUGGCUUCUUUGGAGACCCGCACCUCCGAACAUUUGGUGACGACUUCCAGACGUGUAAGGUGGAAGGAGCCUGGCCGCUCAUCCACAACAAAUACCUGUCUGUCCAGGUGACCAACACUCCUGUAGUGCCAGGCUCUAUGGCCACCGCCACAAGCAAGCUGACAAUCAUCUUUAAGAAUUUCCAGGAAUGUGUGGACCAGAAGAUGUACCACGCAGAGACGGAUGAGCUGCCAGCUGCUUUUGCAGAUGGCUCCAAGAACGGAGGGGAUCGGCACGGAGCGAACACUCUGCGUGUGGUGGAGAAGGUUCCUGGGCAGCAUGUGGAGAUUCAGGCCAGGUACAUUGGAACAACCAUAGUGGUCCGGCAGGUCGGCCGCUACCUGACCUUUGCUGUGCGGAUGCCAGAGGAAGUUGUGAACUCUGUGGAGGAAGGUGAUAACCAGGACUUGUACCUGUGUCUUCACGGCUGCCCUGCCAACCAGCGCAUCAACUUCAGGAACUUCAAGGCUCGAGCGGCAGAGGCGCACAGCGCAGGCAAGACCAGGAGCGGCACCGCGGCACAUGGCUUUACCUACCAGUCCGCCAAGGCCAAGUGCAAAGAGCGGCUCCCAGUGGAGGACCUGUACUUUCAGUCCUGUGUGUUUGACCUCCUCUCCUCUGGAGACAUAAACUUCACAAUGGCAGCUUAUUACGCCUUUGAGGAUGUAAAAACACUCCACUCAAACAGCAAGAGAUAUCACAUCUUUGAAAAGGAUGCAUUUAUGAAUAAUGCAGCACCGAGGAGCAAAGAUUUUCUUUCACUCCUCUUCCUCAACGUCCUUGCUGUCUUUUUGUGGAUUGGGUCUUGCACAGUUCAUCUAUAGUCCCUUCACAACAGUAUCCUCAUGUAUCUGUCAGUGAGUGUUUGAGUACCAUCGCUGUGUCAUACAUCUGCUCCUCUCCUCUGGUUCUGUGACGUGACUCUGUGAGAUGUCUUAUUUUAGUAGUAUUGUCAUGUUUUGACUUCAGUCUAAUGUCAAGACGAGGUCACCGUGCUCCCCAGCUAUCAUCACGUGUAUUUAGCUGCUUCAUAGGACUGGUCUUUGAUGAGAGCAGCGGUGAGAGAGCCCAGCUACUCCAGAGCUUAGGAUAUCCACCUGGGAUUAAAUCCCACAUUCUCACCGGGCAUGCAUGCCUAUGGGAAGCUGGACAAGAUGAUCUUUUGCAGAAAGAAGAGUUUGCUGAUCCUCCCUCCCCUGAUCCACUCAUUGGUGCCAAGCCAGUGAAGCUCUCCGUGGCUCAUGUGGCGAAGCGAGAGGACCUGACAGGGCCUUUUGUUAACCUAAGGCCAGAAGCAGCUCUAUGUUUGAUUAGUUUCCAGCUUUGGAAAAGCCUGAGCCUUUUGGAGGAAGCACUCCGCCAAAAGGAUGUCAGAGCAGCGUCUCCAGUUGUCUGCUGUGGAGAUUAAUGGGUCAUAUUGUUAGGGUGUGUGUGUGUGUGUGUGUGUGUGUGUGUGCGCGUGUGUGUUGUAGUACAAUAUGUAUGCAGAAUUCAGCGUCUGUGGUUAACUUUGUGUGUUAGUGGGUGCAGGAGUCCCCAGAAAUUAGAUAAGAAGCCUCCAGUGGGAGAAAUCCUUCCCAUGUCUUUCUGUUGCACCCACAUUUUCAGAAAUGGAAAGACAAGGCGCUCCACAGUCUCGUCAAGAAUUGGCCUCUGUCAGCCAGGUAGCAAAUCCUGAAAAGAGACUGAUUUAAAAAUAAUCUUUUUCUUUUUCAGUGUCAUACAGCCUUUCACUCCAUUGUUUGAGCUGACAUGUUGAUCAGACAGUGUUUUGUAUUUUAUGUCUGUAAUGUGAAUGUAGCUAACAAGAAAAGCAAAAGAACAACCUUAGGUAAGGGCACUCCAUAGCGUUUACACGAUGUAGAUCAGCCAAUCCAACUGAGACACCUCUUUGAUAGCAUUUUGUGAAUUUAACUCUCCAGUGGUGUGGAUACUGUCAGUACUAGCUGUAAAGACGUCCCCUCUAGUCAGUUUAGCAUUUUAUAGACUACCAGUGUGCUGAACUGACUUUGCGUAAAUGAUAAGCAUAUGUCUGUAGACGUGAUUUCAUGGCUUAAGUCAUUGCCAAAGAACAAGCCCUUGUGCCAACAUUUCCCUAACAUCUGAAUUUCCAUCUUUCAGUCUUAAACAAUUCUCAUUAGGGGGAUUCUUAACUGUGUAUAACUUGUGUUUGUGGGUGUAUCCGCAGUACAGUAACACACUGUAAAAGCAGAACUAGUUUCCGUUUUAGUCUCAACUUUCCUUGCGUGUCAUGAUAACACUUUCCAUUUGAACUUUGGCUCUCAUCUGCAGUGUCUGGUAAUGUGCAAGUUAUCCCUGUAGAUACAGUUACUUCUCGGGCACAGUUUUACGGUCAUUUAUCCUUUACACCGAAGUAUUUGGCAGGCCUUACUACUGCUAUUUGGAACAUUUAAUGGUGCAGUUUGACAACAAAAAAAAUCAUAAAAAACAAAUGAUUGUAUUGUUGAAUCUUGUGUUAAUAGCUGUAAUUUGUGUUGUGAGUUUUACAGUAUAUGGUUCUACACGUGAAAUGUGAGAUUGUACAUAUGUUUUGUGAGUUUAAAUUUGUAUAUUACCAGUUGUGUUUUGAAUUUAUCACUCCUGUUUUUGUACAUCAGAUGUUUUGGUGAAUGUGAAUCUUUUUUUAUUUGAAAAGGGAUUUUUUCAAAAGCAUGAACACUACAAAACAAUAUUCUUGACUGUAUGCAGUAUACUCACCUACUGUAGUUGUUGUGGAGAAAGUGAUAAUAAUGCUGGUUGUCAUCACGUUAUAUAAAACAUGCUGAAUGCAGCCCACUUUAUCUAGAAAGGGAAUGUAGGAGUUCAAGUUCUGGGGUGUUCAUGUUUUUGAGUUUAAAGCACUUUAUGUUUUAUUUUCCAUUUAGCUCUUAUUCUGUUUGAAAUUCUGUGUCAGACUUGUAAUGGUAGAAAAGAGUUUAAAAAAAAAUAGCUGAAUGGGAAAUGCCAGAAAGAUCAAACUGUGUUUGUAUGUAAAGCAAAUGUGGUGCCACACGCCACCUGUUUAUAAUGUAAAUUAUUUAUUGAAUAAAAGAAAAUGUCUUGUUAAUGAGGUGC